AUGUCUAGACCAGCCGGAAGAACUAUAUUGGCUUCAACCAUUGCCAAACCUUACCAAGAAGAGGUAACUUCAGCAGUUCAGAAAUUGACCUUCAAACCAACUUUAGUGGGACUCCUUGCAAACGAUGAUCCUGCGGCUAAAAUGUAUGCCAACUGGACUGAGAAAACUUGCGAAUCUUUAGGAUUUAACUAUCGGUUGAUUGAGAUGAAAAAAAACGAUUUAGAAUUGUCCUUGAUCAAAGCAAACAAAGAUGAUAAAGUUAAUGGUAUUAUGGUUUAUUUUCCAGUCUUUGGAGACAAACAAGACCAAUAUUUACAGCAGUUGAUCUCUCCAGAAAAGGACGUGGAGGGAUUGAACUUUUUGUACUACCACAACUUGUACCACAAUGUCAGGUUCUUAGAUCCGCCACAUAAUCAGCAAAAAUCGUUAAUACCAUGUACCGCUUUAGCAAUGGUAAAGAUCUUGGAAUACUUGGGCGUCUAUAACAAUAUUUUACAUUACGGGAAUAGAUUGUAUGGAAAGAAAAUAAUGGUUGUCAAUAGGUCAGAAAUAGUAGGGAGACCCUUGGCUGCGUUGUUGGCUAAUGACGGGGCCACUGUUUAUUCAGUUGAUAUAAACGACAUUCAACAGUUUACCCGAGGUGACGAUUUACUGGAACAUAGACAUUUAGUAAAAGAUUUGGAUAAAAAUGAAUACACUUUAGAGAAGUUGGCACCACAAUGUGACGUGAUAAUUACUGGUGUUCCAUCUGACAAGUAUAAAUUCCCCACCAAGCUCGUUAGAUAUGGAGCUAUUGUCAUCAAUUUCUCUAGCUCAAAAAACUUCCACGAUGAUAUAAAAGAGAGGGCUGCGUUGUACGUGCCAUCAAUCGGUAAAGUGACAAUCGCAAUUUUGUUAAGAAAUUUGUUGAGGUUAAUUGAUAACAAGCAAAUAAGAGAGUCUAACAAGAGUGACUAA
Messenger RNA from Lodderomyces oxycetoniae, 957 nucleotides. RefSeq names its product methylenetetrahydrofolate dehydrogenase (NAD(+)). Gene Ontology annotation, molecular function: methylenetetrahydrofolate dehydrogenase (NAD+) activity; methylenetetrahydrofolate dehydrogenase (NADP+) activity. The record is from RefSeq and is a predicted model, not a curated record. The transcript has a single exon. Gene Ontology annotation, cellular component: cytosol. Gene Ontology annotation, biological process: purine nucleobase biosynthetic process. The coding region runs from base 1 to 957 and encodes 318 amino acids. NCBI's taxonomy places the organism in Eukaryota, Fungi, Ascomycota, Pichiomycetes, Serinales, Debaryomycetaceae.